AUGGCCAUAUCAGGCUGGGGAGUCUUCCUCAUAAUCCUCGUGCUCGUAAUCCUCGGAGCAGGCGGAGGCUACAUCGGGUCAGUCGUUCCGGUCUGAUGAUAUCCCUCAGUUCACAAUCUAACCGUCGCAUCACAGCUACACCCACUACCGCGCCCGAAAACUCGGCUUGCCUCCUCCUAGCCUAAAUCCAUUCUCAAAGAACCGCCGCGAAGAUAAUGUAUACCGCGCGCCUGCGCCGGCACCUGGCGGAAUCCAAGGCUGGGUCACCGAUAAAGUGAAUGCUUUCCGCAACAGGCGCACAGCAGGCGGCGCAUACGAAAGCACCACAACACGAGGCGGCGGCGGUAGUGGUGGAAGGAGGGGUUUCGGACCGCUAGACCCGGACGAAGCAUGGGAUGCGCGCGUCGAUAACGAGGCGAGCGGAUAUUACGAGGAGCAAGAACUCGGGCUGCAAGACCCGGGCCAUGGACCUUACGGAGGCGGUGGAUACGGACAUGCGCAUACGGACAGUCUCGGGGGUAGAGGAAGGAGUCGAGACAGGCAACGAGAAUUGGAUGAUAGGUACGACGAGGAGAUGCAUGGAGGCGGCUCAAGGGGGUUGAAUCCAUUUGGCGAUCACGCGGAGGCGAGUAAUGCGAGUCUGAGGAGCGUGAGCCCGCGGCCGGCGGCGGACAAUACUGGCUAUCAUGGAGCGCAGCCUAAAAAGGGAGGACACGGAGGUGCGGACGACAGUCCUACGGAGAGACGGAGUAUGUUCCACGAGGAAAUGUAA
Messenger RNA from Lecanosticta acicola, 772 nucleotides. The record is from the annotation of a GenBank genome assembly. NCBI's taxonomy places the organism in Eukaryota, Fungi, Ascomycota, Dothideomycetes, Mycosphaerellales, Mycosphaerellaceae.